UGGAGAGCGGCGGCGCCCGGCGGCGAGGCGGGCGCUGCCGGCCGGGACUCGGGCAGCGCCCACCAGCCGCUCCGCCCCGGGACAGCCAGCAUGAGCAAGCCGGCCGGAUCAACAAGCCGUAUCUUAGAUAUCCCCUGUAAAGUGUGUGGCGACCGCAGCUCGGGGAAACACUACGGGGUGUACGCCUGCGACGGCUGCUCGGGGUUUUUCAAACGGAGCAUCCGGAGGAAUCGGACGUAUGUCUGCAAAUCUGGAAACCAGGGAGGCUGCCCCGUGGACAAGACGCACAGAAACCAGUGCAGGGCGUGUCGGCUGAAGAAGUGUUUGGAAGUCAACAUGAACAAAGACGCCGUGCAGCACGAGCGGGGCCCUCGGACGUCCACCAUUCGCAAGCAGGUGGCCCUCUACUUCCGUGGACACAAGGAGGAGAACGGGGCGGCGGCGCACUUCCCCUCCGCAGCGCUGCCCGCGCCCGCCUUCUUCACCGCAGUCACGCAGCUGGAGCCCCACGGCUUGGAGCUGGCCGCCGUGUCCGCCACCCCGGAGCGGCAGACUCUCGUGAGCCUGGCUCAGCCCACGCCCAAGUACCCCCAUGAAGUGAAUGGGACCCCAAUGUAUCUGUAUGAAGUGGCCACAGAGUCAGUGUGUGAAUCGGCUGCCAGGCUUCUGUUUAUGAGCAUCAAGUGGGCUAAGAGUGUACCGGCUUUCUCCACGCUAUCUUUGCAGGACCAGCUGAUGCUUUUGGAAGAUGCUUGGAGAGAACUGUUUGUUCUAGGAAUAGCACAAUGGGCCAUUCCGGUUGAUGCUAACACUCUACUGGCUGUAUCUGGCAUGAACGGUGACAACACAGAUUCCCAGAAGCUGAACAAGAUCAUAUCUGAAAUACAAGCUUUACAAGAGGUGGUGGCUCGGUUCAGACAACUCCGGUUAGAUGCUACCGAAUUUGCCUGUCUAAAAUGCAUCGUCACUUUCAAAGCUGUUCCUACACACAGUGGUUCUGAACUGAGAAGUUUCCGGAAUGCUGCUGCCAUCGCAGCCCUGCAAGACGAGGCCCAGCUAACCCUCAACAGCUACAUCCAUACCAGAUAUCCCACUCAACCCUGUCGCUUUGGAAAACUCCUGUUGCUUUUGCCAGCUUUACGUUCUAUUAGUCCGUCAACCAUAGAAGAAGUGUUCUUCAAAAAGACCAUCGGCAACGUGCCAAUUACAAGACUGCUCUCAGAUAUGUACAAAUCCAGUGAUAUCUAAGCUCCGGAGUCCUCGCUUUGCAGGAGGGGACAGUAUCUGAUGAACUUCUACCCACGGAGAACAAGCCUCAACUAACAAACCCUUCAGGAAGCAUAAAUCUGGGAAUGUGCAGCCUUUGGGGAGAAAAAAAAGAAAAGCCAAUUGACACGACACCGUUCCAGUCGCUUUGACCCGCUGCCUCACCCGGGGUAGGGCAGCCCGGAAGGAAGGGAGGCGGCAUGGGGCCACCUGGGCAGAGGGAACCCCCUGCUGCCCCGCCCGGGGAGGGGGGGCCCCGAAUCGGGGGUCUCCGCAGGCCGUGCCACUCUGCCUCUUACCUUGGAAGACCGGGCUGGACUCUCGAAAGCUGAAGCAUCGCUAGAACUUUCUUUUUCCCUUUUUAGCAUAUAAAGUUGGGUAACCAAAUAUAGCUCUGUGUAUAACAUCAUACGGCAGCCUUCAGAACUAUUUUAUGUUGGAGAAUUUAUUUUAAAAAAUAAUGGUUAGGUUUUAAAAUCAAAAGUUUUAUCAAAAGUUUUUCUUCUAUCGUAAUACAACAUGAAGUGGCCUUCAGAACUGAGUUAGCAAAAGGAAAGGUAGCUUAUGCCGUGAGACUUGCUUUUUCUCUCUCUCUUUUCUUUGCCUUUCCUCUUUCUUUUGUUCUCCUUCUCCUUCUUCCCCUCCUCCUCCUCUUCCUCCUCCUUCUUCUCUUCAACACCACAGGCCAGGCAACCUGGUCAAAGGAAUUGGUGGACGGAAUUGAGAUUCUCACCAGGACUUCAGGUUGGAUAACAUCUCAAAAAUAGAAGAGCUUUACUGAAAGAACACAAGGUGAGGGAGGAUGGAUUAAAGAAAAAAAACAGCAAAACCAAAUAAAAAAGUGGAGGUGAAGGAUGAGGCACAUCGCUGUCCCGUUAACCAAGUGCUGAAACCAAAGGCGCUGGGGGUCCAAACUCGUGUUUCAGCGAGUCACGCCAGAGUAAAUGAACAGAGACAUGAUGCCCCAAGGAACCACAAGGAGAUGAAGGCUAAAAGGUUUCUUGACUGAUCCAUUGCUAACGGCCUGAGACUCUUCAAUGCCUUUCAGAAAACUGGUUUCUAGUAAAGCCUUGAAUGCGCGCAUGCACACACACACACACACGCACGCACACACUCGCGCACACACACACCGUCCUACACUAUAAGCUGCUCCUCUGGUAUGAAUCUAUACUUAUGGAAAUGUAGAAACAAACAUUUAAAAAUAGCUGCUGUACUUUUCACAUUUUUGAUUUAUUAGGUACUAGCACUGAGGAAAAAUAUUCAGCACUUGGACUAUCAUAGGAUGAGUAAAACUUUUCUUGUACAAAGUGAAUUAACUGAUUUGUGAAGUUAAAAGGUUGUACUCAUUGUAUUUACAAAGAAUAAAAAUAUAUUGGAUUUAAA
This is a messenger RNA of Canis lupus familiaris (dog), 2649 nucleotides long. RefSeq names its product nuclear receptor subfamily 2 group E member 1 (gene NR2E1). Gene Ontology annotation, biological process: anatomical structure development; cell differentiation; negative regulation of transcription by RNA polymerase II. Lineage: Eukaryota; Metazoa; Chordata; Mammalia; Carnivora; Canidae. The record is from RefSeq and is a predicted model, not a curated record. Gene Ontology annotation, molecular function: zinc ion binding; RNA polymerase II cis-regulatory region sequence-specific DNA binding; nuclear receptor activity. The coding region runs from base 91 to 1248 and encodes 385 amino acids. The transcript is spliced from 9 exons.